UAGUCCCUGCGCUCGCCUGCGCCCGGCAGUGUCAGCUGACGGCCAUCCCUCCACUUACAACAGCGGGGCGGCCACUCGCCCUGACGCGCGCAGAGACCCGAACAAAGCCCGUGGGAAUCAUGUGGCGUUCCUGAAGGGUCACCUAGACGACCCAGUCCAGCUCCACCCACAGUGCCUGGCAACCUAGACCAGUCAGGGACGCGGCAGGAAAUGGAAGAGCCUCCGCAAGAGGCUCUGGCUGAACCCUUGGAACAUGAAAGCCCAGCCGCUCCCUCAAGUGCUGGCCACACUAAUGGCCAGGAAGACGACGACCAGAAGAACCAGGCCGAAAGGAAGGCAGAUAACCACACUGCUCACAGAAUAGCUGACCAGACUGCCCUAAGAGUGCCUAGCCAGGCUAAGUCCAACAUAUUUAGCCAAACUACCAAUGGAGUAGCUGAACAAAAUGGGCGUAGUACACCUGGUCAGGCUGGCCACAGAGCAUCCGACCCUGCUAAUGUUUCUGACCUUAGAGCAGAUGAUCAGGUUGACCAAACACCAUCUGAACAAACUGAAGGCAAGGCAUCUAGCCAAGCUAAUAAUGUACAGUAUGAACAGAGUGAUGGUCAGGUGUCUGGCCUGACCGAGGAAAGAACUGCUGAACAGAUUGAACGAAGAUUAUCUAGCCAGGCUGAGAGAGUAACUUCUGGGCAGAUUGAUGGUAGACUGUCUAUGCCAUCUGACCAGAAAGGUUCCAGACAGACUGACCACAGAAUGUCAGGCCAGUCCGAGAGAAGAGCUUCCGAGCAGAUGGACCGUAGACUAUCUGACAAGGCUGAGGGAAUAACUUCUGAGCAGAUUACAUACACAUUAUCCAGACUAUCUGAGAAAAGACCUUCUGUGCAGAUUGACAGUGGGCCAUCCGUACCAUCUGACCGAAGUCCUUCUGUGCAGAUUGACAGUGGGUCAUCCGUACCAUCUGACCAAAGACCUUCAGUACAGAUUGACCGCAGAAUGUCAGGCAAAGUUAGGAGAACUUCUGUGAAGACUGACUACAGAUUGGCUAGCCUGGUUGACCAAGGAACUUCUGAGCAGAUUGACCUCAGAUCGCAUGGCCUCAUUGACCACAAAACAUCUGUAAAAACUCACCACCAAGUGUAUGGCAAAGCCACUGAACUAGCUGAACACCAGACUAUUGACCAAGCUCAUAGUAAUGCUGAUCAACCUCCAGUUGACAAGGCUGACUACAGUGAAUCUGACCAGAUUGACCACUUAGCAGACAGACAAGCUAAUCACAAAGACCAACUGUCUUCCUAUGAAAGACAUGACCAGUCUGAAGACAGGAUAUUUCCCCAGUUAGGCAAUAGCAAGAAGGACAAAGAGGCUGACUACAGAGUACAACCCUGCAAAUUUGAGGACAGCCAAGUAGACCUCAAUUCCAAGCUUUCAGUUGAAAUGGAAACUCAAAAUGCAACCACUACCCCAGCCUACCACCCAGUUGAUGCCAGAUUCACCAGUAAUUUCCAAGCAAAAGACCAAGCCCUUUUCCCAAGACUCCCCUCCAUCUCAUCCAAAUUGAACCAUAUUAGUAGUCAAGAAAAAACUCAAGCCGUAGCAACCAAAUCUGAUGAAUUUUCAGAAAUUGAGCAAGGAAAGAGUUAUCGUAUACGCAAUCAAACUUGUAGAAGGUUCCCUUCUAUAGUUUAUGAAGAUCCUUAUCAAGUUGCACUCCAAUACAUGGAAAAACACCACAUUCUGCAAAUAUUCCAGCAGAUUACUGAAAACUUAGUCUAUGAAAAGCCAGAGGACCCCCUGAAUUUUAUGCUGUGCCAGGUAUAGAAUUGGAGAAAAAGAACAACCUUUUAAUUCUCUUUAUUGUAAAAUACAGCACACAUACAGCAAAGUGUAUAGAACAAAGUACGUACAACUCUGAAUUCUUAUGAAGCAAACAUACCUUUGAUUACCAUUCAAGUUUUAAAAAAAUAAAUAAAACAUAACCAGC
Messenger RNA from Mandrillus leucophaeus (drill), 1981 nucleotides. It is a transcript of the gene TEX55, whose product is annotated as chromosome unknown open reading frame, human C3orf30. Bases 211 to 1818 code for a protein of 535 amino acids. Lineage: Eukaryota; Metazoa; Chordata; Mammalia; Primates; Cercopithecidae. Gene Ontology annotation, cellular component: nucleus. The record is from RefSeq and is a predicted model, not a curated record. The transcript is spliced from 5 exons.